Molecule: messenger RNA, 695 nt
Organism: Paramecium sonneborni
Lineage: Eukaryota; Ciliophora; Oligohymenophorea; Peniculida; Parameciidae
Source: the annotation of a GenBank genome assembly
AUGUAUAAAAAACAUUCUACAGAAAAAUUAGUUAGAAAAAAUGCAUCCCCAACUCAUGAAAAGGAGAAUAAUUCUUAUGCUCGUAAAUAUAGUAGAAAACUUUUGAGUAGAUAGAGUAAUCAUGAUGAUUAAGAAAAUAUUAAAGAGAACAUUUUAACAACUUAUAAUUGUUAAACUAAUACAAUCAAUUAAAAUGAAAGUGCAUCUAAUCUCUAAUAAAUUAUUUAGUAAUAAAAACGAUAAAUUUAAAAUCUAAAAAUGGGGUGUCAUCGUUGUUUAACUAAAUAAAAUACAGAUCUUGAAUUGAGAAAUAAAAUUUUAGUUUAAAAUAACCAAAUACUUUCUUUAUUAUCAAGGGAAACUUAAUAAUAAGAUUACACAGAACUAUUUAAAAUAAAUUAGAUGUUAUAAUAAUAGAAUGAGGAAUUAAGAUAAAAUAAUGAAAUUUUGAUAUAAAAUUAAUAAGAAAUAUUGUAAGAAAACUUAUUUUUGAAAAAUUUAUUUGCUGAAACAAAUAAUUGCGCAAAUGCAAAAGAAAAUUCAAGCUGUAAUUUAUUUAAUUAUAGUUGAUAGAAUUAUUUAGUCUUUCAUAAUCAUAAGGAAGAUUUUCGUCAAUUAUAUAGUUAAACUCAUAAGUUCAAUCUCCAUCACAUACAAAAUAACAUCAAGAUAAAUUAUUUAACUUAUUAAAAUGA